CCGUAGCCAAAGGGGAUGCCAGCGAGGUGUGGCUUGCAUUUAAAUAUCCAAUAUGUCAAUGUAAGGGGAGUGCGUACGUAUAUAAAGUGCAGUUGGCGGCCGGGCGCGGGACACAUCCCGGCAUGGGAGGCGCGGGGCAGCAGCGCGGGGCCGGGCUCUGAGGGGCUCUGCGCCCCCAUGGCCGAGGUGGGCGGCUUCCUGGGCGCGCUGGACCCCGAGCUGCACGGCUUCCCCCCCGCGCUGCCCCUCGCCGACUCGCCCGGCUUCCUCAACGAGCGGCUGGGGCAGAUCGAGGGGAGGCUGCAGCGGGGCUCCCCCACCGACUUCGCGCACCUCAAGGGCAUCCUGCGGCGCCGGCAGCUCUACUGCCGCACCGGGUUCCACCUGGAGAUCUUCCCCAACGGCACGGUGCACGGCACCCGACAGGACCACAGCCGCUUCGGGAUUCUGGAGUUUAUUAGCCUGGCAGUGGGACUGGUGAGCAUCCGUGGGGUGGACUCAGGACUCUACCUCGGCAUGAAUGAGAGAGGCGAGCUGUAUGGGUCGAAGAAGCUCACACGGGAGUGCGUUUUCCGAGAGCAGUUUGAAGAGAACUGGUAUAAUACAUACGCCUCCACCCUGUACAAGCAUCCUGACUCGGAGAGGCAUUACUACGUGGCUCUGAACAAGGACGGCUCCCCCCGUGAGGGGUACAGGACUAAGAGACAUCAGAAAUUCACUCAUUUUUUACCCAGACCUGUGGACCCUGCCAAAAUACCUGCAAUGUACAGAGACCUCUUCCACUACAGGUGAUGUUUCUUGCAGCUGCCCCGUCAGUGUACAUACUUGGGCUCCCAAGCUUUUUCCCAGAGCACUAUACUAGUAGUCAUUCCAUCACUCCUGUAAGCAUAGAUGACAUAGGAAAGCACUUACAUUGAAUUCAGACACUGCUGUUCCUCCUUGUUUCAAGCGUAUAUCGAACCCGAGUUAUUUAUGGGCGUGGGGGUAGGGGAAGGGAGGGAACCCUACAUAUAAUCACUCGUUUUUGUUCACUUACUUUUACCCGGUGGCUACAAGAGAGGCCAAAUAUUCAGUGUUAUGGUUGUUUAAAGGAACAAGCAGGCGAGCAAACCUGAUCACCAGGGCUUGGCGGGGGUGGGAGGAAGGGGGGUGGAACUAAAAAUGAAGAAGAGGAAAGUAAACAAAAGACCACAGAACUGCUGGGCAUGCUGCUGCUAAGCUUGAGAUGGUUUCCUGUGAAGAAAAAGCCUUUUGAAUGGUACCGUGCCUAAGCAGCCCGGGAGUUUGCCACAGGGACGAUGCUACGUGGACUGGUCCUGAUGUGUGAGGGUUUUCCUGCUGUUGGGGUGGGAAUGGGGCGAGGAACAUUAUUCAGAUGUAAGCAUGGAUACUGUGCAUAAGGACAGAACUAUUUAUAAAAUGUAUAUUAUAUUUAUUUUAUAUAUUUAUUUAUUUCAAAAUAAUUUUAUUUUUAAUGAGAGAUGCUAUGACCAGAUUUUCAUCAGGAAGAAUAAGGUCCUAUUGAAACAGGAAAAAAAAAAUGAGAUUUAAGAGCUUAUUGGCAAUAAAAUUGUCUUUAUAUUGUAGUUUUCUUGCUAGCCCUUUUUUUUGGCACUCUUUACCAAUUAACACAGUAUUUCCUCACCAAUAUGAAUAUUAAGACCGUUUCUAAAAAGGCUUCGUAUGGUAAAGAUAAAUUACCUUAAUCUAAAACUCUUGUACAAGAAUGACAUUGAAUUAUAUCUGGAAUGGACUUCGGAAUCGUGACCCUACUGAAAUGACCAGCUGGGUGUCCAAUGAGCCAUCAUUUCCAAGGACUGCAAAUCCAGCUCUCUCCUUUCCUCUGAUAUGAGCAAAAUAGAUCCUGGGGCUAUGCCAAGCACCAGCCACGGCUCACCUUUUGUAGCCAUUGGAUGGGACUGCCCUGGGAUGUGCAUCACCAUUGCUGUGCAGGAGGAACCUUGUGGGCACAGUCGGCAUCCUCGAGGUUUCCCUCGCCCCUGCGGCCCUGCCAGCCUGGGAAGUGACGGCACAGCUCUUGGUGGGAGUCAUUGGCAGAUGAAACACUUCAACACGUGAUGUAGUCACUGCGGAUUAACCAUCCUGUCAAAAAUCAGAUGGAGAAACAUUUGGAGCAUCUGCUGAGCAUUUGGAUGGACCUAUCAUUCCUACAACAAAACCACCACAUCUCACACGAGACUUACCUGAAGCAUCAUGGAAAAUCAAUAAAAUUGAAAGCCCAAAAGCAAUUUUAAAAACUCUUCAUUUUCGAGCAAGUACCGUGGAUGAAAAUCAUCCCUGCAGGCAGUGCUUGAACAGUCACAGCUGCAUGGCAUUUUCCUCUAGAGAAGCUGCCCGGUCACGCAGUCCCAUCACCUUUCCUCUACCCACGGCAACUCCUGCGUCUCACUGGGCUCAGCCAAACCUGCCAGUGUUUCAACAGUCCCGAGCCAGCCCCACGUUCCCACCCACCGCUGGUGCUGUGGUGGAGAGCCACAGCCCUUCUCCAGUCAGGGGAGGGGGCUGGGGACCAGGCUGGGGAUGCUCAUGGUGGAGGCUUUGCGCUGCAGCUCACCUGAGUAACCAGCACAGCCCUGGGUGACGCUUGGCCACAGGUCUGCCCUCGCUGCCUGCUUGGGCUGCUGCAAAACUGCAGGAGAAACUUCCAGGAAUUAUCCUGGUUAAUUUUUUUCUCUUGUGAUCAGGAGAGACGUAUUUUAGUACAUGGUGGGAGCGGGAGCAUGUUGUAUGCCUGUACAUCCAACUUUGCAGCAUGGAUGAGAACUUGGUAUGAAAUGUUGUUCUGUGUAGCUUGCAAAAAUCCGUACCGAUACAGAUGGGAUGGCUUUGAGUAGGAGUCUUCUGUAUCACAAUUGCAUUUUCACAGUAUCAUUUCUCAGCCUUCCCCCUGCAAAGCAGUUGAGGUAAAAAUCUCAGCUCCUUUGGCUUUCAUCCAUGAAUUCCCAGAACAAUUUCACGGAUCUAGGGAUGGUCCACACCACCUUCUUCACAAGCUGCGCCACCAAUGGAGCAGCAGCCCUGGUGCCCAGCUCCAUUCCCAGACACCUCUUGCCCUCUGGGCCACCUCCUACAUCCCUUCGCUGUCCCGGUCGCUCUUGCACCAGGCACAGCAACCACCAGACGAUGGGAUGUGGAUCACAUCGAGGAGAUUACAGGAGCUUUACCUUGAA
Messenger RNA from Cuculus canorus (common cuckoo), 3191 nucleotides. It is a transcript of the gene FGF16, whose product is annotated as fibroblast growth factor 16. Lineage: Eukaryota; Metazoa; Chordata; Aves; Cuculiformes; Cuculidae. The coding region runs from base 16 to 792 and encodes 258 amino acids. The transcript has 3 exons. Gene Ontology annotation, molecular function: fibroblast growth factor receptor binding; growth factor activity. Gene Ontology annotation, cellular component: cytoplasm. The record is from RefSeq and is a predicted model, not a curated record. Gene Ontology annotation, biological process: positive regulation of endothelial cell chemotaxis to fibroblast growth factor; positive regulation of protein phosphorylation; positive regulation of gene expression.